GUUUAACGGUCUGGUAGCACUGCAUUGUAUACUAGAAAAAAAUGGAACUGGGACUAACAGCGAAAAAAUCAUAUAAAUAAGGAAAAAAUCAAUUAAAAGUGGUUAAUUGGUCAGGAUUAGUGCCUCAAAUAUAAUUCACUAUAUCAGAUACUUAAGGAUCAGUGAAAGAGCCCGAACUGAACUCCAUCAGACUAGUGAAAAAGUGCAAAAUAAACAUUAGCCCAGGGGAGAGUCUUCCGAAAAUACACAUAUUUUUCUAUCCCAAAAAUACCACACGGAGCGUAUUGGAUCAACAAUGGCCACCAGCGAGAUCUCUAGCUCGAAUGAGCGACACUACUACGCUAAAUUAGAGGCCAUUAAGGACAUACGGGAUAAGACCCUGUCUCUGGAAAAGCUCAAGGUGCGCAUCAUCAAGGAAGUGAAGCUGAGCGAUGACGAAGAGAAGUGUUUGGAGGAAUACCGCAAGGAGAUGGAGCACCUGCUUGAGGAAAAGAUGUCGCAUGUGGAGGAGCUGCGACAGAUCCAUGCGGACAUCAACGACAUGGAAAACAUCAUCAAACAGACGAAGGAGAACCAAACGCGCUCCUUCGACAUGGCCAACCGGGUGUACGAAGAGUACUUGGCGCUUAAGUACCAGAUCGAUCAUAUGCGACGGGACUAUCUUGGACUCAGUCCCCUGAGGGAUCUCCAUGAGGAAGAAGGCAGUCCCAUUUCAAAGGAUCGCUUCCAGACGAACUUCCUGAAGGUUGCCGCCCAAUCAGCGGCAGCAGCAGCUGCAGCUGCGGCGGCGGCAGCCUCGGUUAACCAGACAUCAUCGCUGGCUCGUCCGCAUGCCCGUCAUCCCUUGAUGCCGGAAGCCACGGUGACCGCCUUGCCAUCAGCCGGUGGCCAGGGAGGCGUCGGUGGUGGUGGCGGAGCAGGCGGUGGCGGUGGAUCCGUUGGCGGAGGAGGAGCGGGCGGCGGGAAUCCAGGACACGCCUUUAUGCCGCCUGCACCGCCAGGAGCGGGCAGUGCUGCUGCUGCCGCUGCUGCAGCCGCUGCUGCAGUCCGUCUGGGCAAGGGCGAUUUCUCAGCACCACCACCGCCGCCACCGCCAAGUAAUCGACUCCAACAAUCGCCGUCCAUCGGCAUCGGCCAUCAUCCCUCGUUCCGGUCCGACUUCAAUGUGAAUCUCCGCCAGCAGCCGCCGCCGAUGAAGUCCUGUCUGUCAUGCCACCAGCAGAUCCACCGGAAUGCGCCUAUUUGUCCGCUCUGCAAGGCCAAGUCACGAUCGCGCAAUCCCAAGAAGCCCAAAAAGAAGAACAAUUAAGUGGCGACCGUUCAAAACCAGCAACUACACUCAUCUUCAGUCCGGAGCUGGUCCCGGAAAGUUAGCUCUUAAACGGAUAUGUGUUUUUUUUGUCUCAUAUAUUUAUUAAUCCUAAAAGAAAGUAUUACAACACACAGUAUGCAGGUGUGAUGAUUUUCACGAGAUUUCUAAAGUUUUGAACUCUGAAUAUUAAUUUUAUACAUCUAAUACUUGUCACAAAACAUUAAAACACUCAAAUGUAUGUUUUAAAAUCUCCAAAUAGAGUUUCAUAACACGUCUGCCAUCAACAAUUUCUCAUAACAAUUUUAGUUGGUGUUAUCCCAAUAAAUUUGAUUUUUAUUUUUUACUUUAAUAAUAGGCUAAGAUUAUUAUAAAAGCUCAAAUAAUGUGUCAAAUUAUCAAAAAAAAAAAAAAAAACAUUCUUUUUAUACAUGUAAGCCAUGCAAAAUAUGCAAGUAUGCCAUAUUAAGCGAACACACAAAAACCGAAAAUCAAUAAAAAUAUUUCAUUUUUA
Drosophila eugracilis is the source of this 1823-nucleotide messenger RNA. RefSeq names its product zinc finger C4H2 domain-containing protein. The transcript has a single exon. Gene Ontology annotation, biological process: positive regulation of neuron differentiation. NCBI's taxonomy places the organism in Eukaryota, Metazoa, Arthropoda, Insecta, Diptera, Drosophilidae. The record is from RefSeq and is a predicted model, not a curated record. Gene Ontology annotation, cellular component: nucleus. Bases 296 to 1309 code for a protein of 337 amino acids.